Messenger RNA from Acomys russatus (golden spiny mouse), 2435 nucleotides. RefSeq names its product solute carrier family 6 member 5 (gene Slc6a5). The transcript is spliced from 15 exons. Gene Ontology annotation, cellular component: membrane. Bases 16 to 2391 code for a protein of 791 amino acids. Gene Ontology annotation, biological process: sodium ion transmembrane transport; synaptic transmission, glycinergic; glycine import across plasma membrane. NCBI's taxonomy places the organism in Eukaryota, Metazoa, Chordata, Mammalia, Rodentia, Muridae. Gene Ontology annotation, molecular function: glycine:sodium symporter activity. The record is from RefSeq and is a predicted model, not a curated record.
AGUGCUCCCAAGGAAAUGAAUAAACAGCCAGCCAACAGCCUGGAGGCAGCAGCGGUGCCGGGGCCGGGCCCUCAUGCACCUAGGACCAGCCCAGAGCAGGACCUGUCGGCCACGGUUCCCGCGGCCGCUACACAGCCGCCACGUGUGCCCAGGUCGGCUUCUAUCGGAGCCCAAACUUUCCAGUCUGCGGAUGUGAAAGCCUGCGAGGCCCAGCAGCCAGGAGUAGGGUUUUGUAAACCCAGCAGCCCCCGGGCACAGGCGACCUCCGCGGCCCUCCAGGAUUUAAGCGAAGGGCACCGCGGCGCACAGGCCAAUCCCUCUUCUGGGGCCGCCGGGGCUGGCAACGCGCUGCAUUGCAAGAUUCCAGCUCUGCGUGGCCCGGAGGAGGACGCGAACGUGAGUGUGGGCAAGGGCACGCUGGAGCACAACAAUACCCCAGCCGUGGGCUGGGUGAACAUGAGCCAGAGCACAGUGGUACUGGGUACCGAUGGCAUCGCGUCGGUGCUCCCGGGCAGCGUGGCCACCACUGCCAUACCGGAGGACGAGCAAGGGGAUGAGAAUAAGGCCCGAGGGAACUGGUCCAGCAAACUGGACUUCAUCCUGUCCAUGGUGGGGUACGCAGUGGGGCUGGGCAAUGUUUGGAGGUUUCCCUACCUGGCCUUCCAGAACGGGGGAGGUGCUUUCCUCAUUCCCUACCUGAUGAUGCUGGCGCUGGCUGGCUUGCCUAUCUUCUUCCUAGAGGUGUCACUCGGCCAGUUUGCCAGCCAAGGUCCUGUGUCUGUGUGGAAGGCCAUCCCAGCUCUGCAGGGCUGUGGCAUCGCGAUGCUCAUCAUCUCUGUCCUCAUAGCCAUUUAUUACAACGUGAUCAUUUGCUACACACUCUUCUACCUGUUUGCCUCUUUUGUAUCCGUGCUGCCCUGGGGCUCCUGCAACAACCCGUGGAACACACCAGAAUGCAAAGAUAAAACCAAACUUUUACUAGAUUCCUGUGUUAUCACCGACCAUCCCAAGAUACAGAUCAAGAACUCUACUUUCUGCAUGACUGCCUAUCCGAACUUGACAAUGGUUAACUUCACCAGCCAGGCCAAUAAGACCUUUGUCAGCGGGAGCGAAGAGUACUUCAAGUACUUUGUACUGAAGAUCUCUGCAGGGAUUGAAUAUCCAGGAGAGAUCCGGUGGCCCUUGGCUUUCUGCCUCUUCCUGGCGUGGGUGAUUGUGUACGCUUCCCUGUCAAAAGGAAUUAAGACAUCAGGAAAAGUGGUGUACUUCACAGCCACGUUCCCGUACGUCGUGCUGGUCAUCCUCCUCAUUCGAGGAGUCACCCUGCCUGGAGCUGGAGCCGGCAUCUGGUACUUCAUCACACCGAAGUGGGAGAAACUCACCGACGCCACGGUAUGGAAGGAUGCUGCCACCCAGAUUUUCUUCUCCCUGUCUGCAGCCUGGGGAGGGCUCAUCACUCUUUCUUCUUACAACAAAUUCCACAACAACUGCUACAGGGAUACAUUGAUCGUAACCUGCACCAACAGUGCCACUAGCAUCUUUGCUGGGUUCGUCAUCUUCUCCGUCAUCGGCUUCAUGGCCAACGAACGCAAAGUCAACAUUGAGAACGUGGCUGACCAAGGUCCAGGCAUUGCAUUUGUGGUUUACCCAGAAGCCUUAACCAGGCUGCCUCUCUCUCCAUUCUGGGCCAUCAUCUUUUUCCUGAUGCUUCUCACUCUUGGACUUGAUACUAUGUUUGCGACCAUUGAGACCAUCGUGACCUCCAUCUCAGAUGAGUUCCCCAAGUACCUGCGCACACACAAGCCUGUGUUCACCCUGGGCUGCUGUAUCUGCUUCUUCAUUAUGGGAUUCCCAAUGAUCACACAGGGUGGAAUCUACAUGUUUCAGCUUGUGGACACUUAUGCUGCCUCCUAUGCCCUUGUCAUCAUCGCCAUAUUUGAACUGGUUGGCAUCUCCUAUGUGUAUGGCUUGCAGAGGUUCUGUGAGGACAUUGAGAUGAUGAUUGGAUUCCAGCCCAACAUUUUCUGGAAAGUCUGCUGGGCGUUUGUCACACCAACCAUUUUAACCUUUAUCCUUUGCUUCAGCUUUUACCAGUGGGAGCCCAUGACCUAUGGCUCUUACCGCUACCCUAACUGGUCCAUGGUGCUUGGAUGGCUGAUGCUUGCCUGCUCUGUUAUCUGGAUCCCGAUUAUGUUUGUGAUAAAAAUGUAUCUGGCUCCUGGCAGAUUUAUCGAGAGGCUGAAGUUGGUGUGCUCGCCGCAGCCAGACUGGGGCCCAUUCUUAGCCCAGCACCGUGGGGAGCGCUACAAGAAUAUGGUUGACCCCCUGGGAACCUCGUCCCUGGGACUCAAGCUGCCAGUGAAGGAUUUGGAACUGGGCCCCCAGUGCUAGUCCAGUAGUGUGGAUGGUCCUGUAUCACUCCUGGUCUUCCUCUC